AUGGCAGACCAAGGAGAGCAUGAGAGCAGUAAAGCUCAAGUUCCAUUAGUAGCCCCUGCCAAGCACGACGGCGAGCAGCACAGAAUGAACCACGUGCAACGCAACCGCGGCAUAGACGAACAAUACAUAUUGAAGAGCAAUAUGGACUGGCAGGUCACCAUUUACAGACAUGCACUUAAUGCACUACCGAAGUGCCAUGACUCUUUACGCCAAAAUGACGUUCUCAUAUGCAGAAUCUUUGCCACGACGCUCCAAAAUGAGGCGCAAUACUGGUUCUAUACCCUCCCGCCAUGCUUAAUUCGAAACUUCAGCAAACUUUUCUUGGUUUUCACUAAGGAAUAUUCGUCCUACCGCUCGAUCAAAAAGAAGUUUGACCACCUCUUCAACAUGAAGAAUGACCUAAAUGAGUCACUCCGCACAUGCGUCAAGAGGUUCAAGGUAGAGAAGGUGAAGAUCGUUGAAUGUAAGGACAGCAUUGCAUGCUCAACCUUCCGAAAGGGGUUCCUAGCAGAUCACCCAUUUUUCAGAAAAUUGAUCAUGGGUAAGAACUUGACCCUGGUAGACUUUUAUGCUUUGGCAGAAAAGCACUCCCUCUGGGAUGAGGCCAAGUGCUCCCAGAAGCCGCUUGAGCAGCCGCGCAAAUACGCAGAGCUAACUCAGAAAAAGGCAAGAGAUAAACCACUCAAUAAUAAGGACAAGCCAGGAAGUAGAUGCAGAGACCGGUCAUUCGCAAAGGAAAGCUCAGUGCCCAAGACGUACACCAAGUUCUCGGUCCUGAUUAACCAAAUCAUUCGCGACCUCAAGGACAAGCCGUGGUUCAAAAUGCUGCUAUCCAUAAGAGGGGACACCACCAAGAUGGACGAGACAAAAUAUUGCGCAUUCCACAAAGGCCCAGAGCACACAACCAACGACUACACUAUAUAG
Messenger RNA from Pyrus x bretschneideri (Chinese white pear), 924 nucleotides. RefSeq lists its product as uncharacterized. NCBI's taxonomy places the organism in Eukaryota, Viridiplantae, Streptophyta, Magnoliopsida, Rosales, Rosaceae. The record is from RefSeq and is a predicted model, not a curated record. The coding region runs from base 1 to 924 and encodes 307 amino acids. The transcript is spliced from 2 exons.